AUGAUCGUCGCCGUCGUUCUCGCUCUAAUGAUCGCAGGCGCAGGUCUCGCAGUCGAAGCAGACAUCGCAGACGCAGAGCAGCGUGAUGCUGGUAUGGUUCGCGAAACUGCUAAGGAUCGAGAGUGGAGGAAAAAGCGGCUACUCCGUUCUCCUUCUGACUCACCCCCACCUCGUCGUCGUUACUCACGCUCUCCUCGCAGAUCUCGCUAUUCGCCAGCUCGACGUACUCGGUAUAAUGACGGCAGGGACAACCCUGAGCCGUGUGCUUGUUUAGGAGUUUUUGGUAUGUCGCUUAGUACAACAGAACGCGACCUCAAACGUAUUUUUGGCGACUAUGGCGAAAUAGAAACAGUUCAGCUUGUCUAUGACCGUUACAGCGGACGCUCCCGCGGUUUCGGGUUCGUUUACUUUCAGACUACGAAGGAAGCUAUCAGGAGUCAGAGAAAGUCCAGGUCAAAAGCGACGCGAGUGAGGAAAUCAUCUAUUAAAGUGCAUUAUGGAGUGGAAAAGUUCACCGGCUGGCUUGGGAGCGGCCCAGGACAAAAUCAGUGCUUGAAUUAUGGGAAUUCUCUCCUCUGCGAUUUAAUACGUGUCAUUUAUGCAAAAGAGAAUCUGCGUGAUGCAGUGAUUGAUGGCAUGCGUGUUCGUGUUGACUUUUCAGUGACUAAAGGGGCUCCAACAUAUGGACGGCCUCGUCGUUCACGCAGUAGAAGUGCAGACAGUUAUUACCGUUCUCGAUCCUGA
This is a messenger RNA of Enterobius vermicularis (human pinworm), 744 nucleotides long. NCBI's taxonomy places the organism in Eukaryota, Metazoa, Nematoda, Chromadorea, Rhabditida, Oxyuridae. The record is from the annotation of a GenBank genome assembly.